Molecule: messenger RNA, 2098 nt
Organism: Salvelinus fontinalis (brook trout)
Lineage: Eukaryota; Metazoa; Chordata; Actinopteri; Salmoniformes; Salmonidae
Product: TRAF-interacting protein with FHA domain-containing protein A-like
Exons: 3
Coding region: 389-985 (198 amino acids)
Biological process (GO): canonical NF-kappaB signal transduction
Molecular function (GO): protein binding
Source: RefSeq, a predicted model, not a curated record
CGGUCAUCCCCUUCCUGUUGUUUUGCUCUCGGCAGUACUAACACAGUACAGUAUGGUUUAGAAACUCUGUUUUACUAUCAUAGGUAGAACAUAUCUUUGUUACUAUCCUCCGACACCCAUUAUAGUUCGCACAAAAGUUGGUGCGCCAGUAGCCAGGCAAUAGUUGUUGUACCCGUUCAAGUAAGUCAACAGUCAGAGACCGCAUACUUACUGUAUGUAGCCUGAUCUUUGCAGACGCUGCGUGUACAAUUGCUACAACUACCUCAUUUUACAGGCAACCUGCACUGUAUCUGCGAGCUGUUGGCUAGAGUAUACAUGCGAAGACGAGAACCAAUUGAAACUGAAAGUCAGCAUCCUUUCAAUUGCAUAAGCGAUCAUAACACCCGUCAUGGAGCUGUCUCACACCAUGGAAACAGAGGAGCUGAUGACCUGCCUCCAGAUCCAGCUCUACCACCCCCAGCAGGCCUCUAAGGCUCUUUACCGCCUGCUGCCCCUGGACGCCAGGCACAAGCACCCAGCCGAGGACCCUCUGAGGCUGGGCCGGGACGCCCACGGCUGCACCUUUGCCCUGGCCGACCCACGGGUCUCCCGCAAGCAGCUGGCCUUGCAGGCCUACCUCACCGCCAACAGCCCCGCCAUGCUGUUCUCUGUGCAGAACCUGAGCCAGAAGGGACACGUGACGGUCAACGGGUCGGAGUUGGGGUACCUGGAGAGGGCAGAGCUGCCGAAUAAGGCCCUGGUCCGGUUCGGGGAGUAUGAGGUGCUGAUAUGUCGUGAGAAUGGAGAGGCAAAGGGGAGCUUCGAGGUGGAGUUUGGGGUGCUGGCAGUGCCCCCUUCCAGAGAGGUGGGCAUGCCAAGUAUGGUUCCCGUCAUGGAUACAGGCUCAGACCAUUCAACCAAUGGCAUCCCACCACUCAUGAGCCAUGGGCCGAUAGAGAUGGAUGAGACAAUCAUGUACCAAUCGUGCAGUAUGUUUCUCUCAUAGACAAUGAUUUUCUCUUUACCUAGUAGCAGUUGUCUUUAUCUGAGGACAGCGCCCCGCAUACAAACACAUGAAAAUCAUUUUCAACCAGGCAGGUGGCGACACAAAAGUCAGAAAUAGCGAUAUAAUUCAUGCCUUAGCUUUGAAGAUCUUCUUCUGUUGGCACUCGAAAAUGUCCCAGAAACAUCACAAAUUGUUGUUUUUGUUCGAUAAAUUCCGGUUCCAACUCGCCCAACAUGACUACAAAGUAUCUAAUAAGUUACCUGUAAACUUGGUCCAAACAUUUCAAACAACGUUCCUAAUCCAACCUCUGGUAUCCUAAAACGUAAAUAAUCGAUAAAAUUAAAGACGGGAUAAACUGUUUCCAAUAACGGAUAAAAACAAUGUGAAGUGCGUUCCAGUUCACGCGCACCAAACAAUAGAGUCCACUUGGAGUGACCCUUACAAUGAACAGCCCUACUUCUUCAUUUCUCAAAAGAAAAACAACAACCAAUUUCUAAAGACUGUUGACAUCUAGUGGAAGCCAUAUGAACUGCAACCAGGUUCAAAAUUAAAUAAUAGAAAACCAUUGGGAAAUACUAUGACCUCAAUUCCCCCCCCCCACCCCUGGAUGGUUUGUCCUCGGGGUUUCACCUGCCAAAUCAGUUCUGUUAUACUCACAGACAUUAUUUUAACCGUUUUAGAAACUUUAGAGUGUUUUCUAUCCAAAUAUAUUAUAUGCAUAUCCUAGCUUUUCAUCCAGAUGUGAAAAUACUGCCCCCUAUCCCACAAUAUUGAUGUUAAACAUUGUGUAAUCUCUCGUGGACAGGAAGUGACAAACUUUCACAAUAAUUUUACUUCUGGGUAACCGAGAUUAAACAUUCUGUAAACUUAAUCAUACUGUUGACUGUAUGUAGCGCCAAGCCAUUGGGACCUCAAGUGUAGUUUUUCAUAUCACUCCGCAAGUGUUACUAAGACUGUUACGUUAUUAUAUAAAAUGUGAAACUAAAGCUUCUGAAUAUUGCCCUUUUUCAUGUAGUUCAAGUAUCAGUGUUCAAUGAAAGAUGGGGUAGGAUCAUAUGGUUUUGUAACUGUUUUGUAAAUGUUGACUAUAAUAAUAAAUAUGUUUUUAUUUGA